Messenger RNA from Aaosphaeria arxii CBS 175.79, 1584 nucleotides. RefSeq lists its product as uncharacterized. The transcript is spliced from 3 exons. The record is from RefSeq and is a predicted model, not a curated record. Lineage: Eukaryota; Fungi; Ascomycota; Dothideomycetes; Pleosporales. Gene Ontology annotation, biological process: reciprocal meiotic recombination. Bases 1 to 1584 code for a protein of 527 amino acids.
AUGCAGCGUACCUCGUCCACCACGUUCAUCAGCUUUCCACUGGCAAAGUACUCUCGGGCUACAGAUGUUCCUCCAGGCGUCACUGAAUUCACCUGGAGUCAUGCUACCUCCGAUCUAUACAUUGUUAUCGACACUUUCAGAGCUGCAAAUAACAACAUGGGUCAGCCCUCUCAGCAAUUGAAAGUUGUCCAAGGCACACAGAUCAUGGAGAAUAUCCCCAUUGAGGAACUAGUCAGACAAAGCCAUCAAUUUAUCACUACCAUGAGACAUUUGAACACAGAAGUGAAAACUGAGCAACUUCCCGUAUCAGCCCUCGUGCGGCGCCCACUGUUAGCUCUGAGGUGGAACCUCCCCGAGCCAUCCAAUAUGAUCCGUCGAAUGCAGUUGAGAUUUUCUGUGAAUGCCGACUUUGAUACCGUAUUCAAUCAUCUCCGGGCUCUUGGUCUUAACAUGAAUGAUACACGUCCUUCCACCGCGUCUACUUUGAGACCUUCUUCAAGCACUGGCUUUACAACUUCGGCCUCGAAAACCCUCGACAACACUGUACGUCCUGCGACAUCAUCUUCUUCAAGUACUGCACCGAGGAUAUCUUCUCCUCUAGCUCGGAGCCAACUUUCUAGCACCAAUAUUGCUCAGCUUUCGACCGAGGAGUCUGUCACAAUUCCCCAGACCCUAAAGCAGAUUGAACCUUUCGUUCCCAGUUUCAAUCCUAUCGUGCCCCCCGAAUACUUCCAUCGACCGGAUUCAUCAGCAGGAGCUUCGGCACGCCCAUCCAGUGAGGGGUUUCAAACGCAAUCAGCAUUCUCAUUUGGCAGUGAGAUACAGGUGAAAUCGCCCUUCUCAUCGACAUUUGGAUCAGACACUCAACGCCCUAGAAGCCAAGACUCAUUGCCUCCCCGGCGUGAGCUUCCGUUCACUCGUUCUAUACCGAAGUCUUCAGGGAACGAUGUAGUGAAUCCUGGCACCAAUAGAGCUCGUCCAGGAAGCAACAGUUCGAACAUAUCUAUGGGUCCUCCACGCUUACCAUCUCCACCUCAGCCAAUUCAGCGCAGUCCUGCUUCCCUCAAAAGUUCGCAUGAGGUAACGGGACUUCUUGUUCCCACUUUCACGCCAGAAGCGUCGGAGCCGUCCCACCCAGCAUCAACUUCUAGUCGACCUUCAGCCAGACUACCAAAUCUACCUCCCCUACCAACACCAACAUUUGUCGAUGAAGCCGCUAUAGGAGGCCCCAGGAAGCGACCCUGCCCAUCGAGCCCACCGUCUAGUGCUUCGCGAGUUGAUCGUACCCAAACCUCCAGCAGUCGCAUACCAGAGGCUGAAAGUGCAAAUAACCUGAGCAGCACAGUCCCAGCAUCUACACCCUCGACAGGCACCAUACCACAAGACCGAGUUCUACAGGACAUCAGGAACGGAGGGAACGGAAACACCGAUACUGAUCUUGCAGCUUAUGUCGCACAGUCACACGACGAUAGGAGGGCAGCGCUUGAUGAGUUUUUCUUGAGCUGCAUCGAUGAUGACAGCUUUAUCACACUGGUUGAGGAUGUAUCAGUCUGUUGGAGUCGCCUCGCUCUCGGUCUACGGUAA